UGGUGAAAGUAUUAACUAUUACAUGAAAAUACUUUUAGCAAUUCAUAUUUAUAAACAGGUCCACGCUGAUUUGAGCUCGUGCGCUCGUUUGAGCCUCUCAGGCCACCGUAGGUUGACGCAGGCGCGAGAGCUUUCCACUAAAACAUGGCUGCAGGUUCUAUAUUGGAAGAUGAAGAAGAAAAUAUUCUGUAUGAUUUACUCAUUAACGCGGAAUGGCCGUCGGAGACAGACACGCAGGCACGAGGAGCAAAAGAGCAGAGUUCCUCUCUCAUUGCCAAGGCUGUGACAGGUCCAUUCCGCUUUAUUCUGCACUACCUUUGGUACAGCCCCUCAAGUUCAUCUUUACCUCCUGGACUGGUGCGCCUGGCAGCAAAGCAGAUCAACUGGCAGCUGGUGCUAGCAAGUAAUGGGAAGCUCCUGGCUGUGGUUCAGGACCAGUGUGUGGAAAUUAGGUCAGCUCGAGACGACUUUGGAUCCAUCAUUGGGAAAUGUCAAGUGCCCAAGGACCUGUCUCCACAGUGGAGGAAGGUGGCGUGGAGUCACGACUGCGCUUUGCUGGCGUACGCUGACAGCACUGGCACUGUGCGAGUCUUCGACCUGAUGGGCAGCGAGCUCUUCGUCAUCCCGCCAGCUGUGAGCUUUCCUGGAGAUUUCAGCUACGCCGCUGCAGGCUUGAUCUUCCUGGAAUACACAGCUAGUGCUCAGUGGUCCGCAGAGCUGCUUGUGAUCACCUAUAGUGGCCAGCUAAAGAGCUACCUGGUCAGUACGGGAACCAACCAGGGCUUCCAGGAAAGUCACACCUUCAGUUUCUCCACCCACUAUAGCAAUGGCGUCACGGCGGCCAUCUAUCACCCGGGCCACAGGUUGCUGCUGGUGGGUGGAUGCCGGUCAGACGAGGGCGCCGCCUCCAUGGCCGCUCGCUGUGGCGUCACGGCGUGGAGGGUGUUAUCGGGUUCACCGCAUUAUAAACAGGUCACCAGCUAUGAAGAUGAUGUCCUAGCGUCCCAGAGGAGAGGGCUUUUCCGAAUGCCCACAUUUCGACUCUUUUCCAGGCAAAACAACGAGCAGGAUGGCGUGUUCAGGAUGUGUGUGUCUCCUGACGGAGCAAUGUUGGCUGUCAUCCAUUUUUCGGGCGCUCUCAGUGUGUGGGACGUUCCAUCACUGAAACAGAGGAGCAGCUGGAAGCAGGAGGAGCAGCCUGGCUAUGAGGAGAUUAAUCCGGAGUGGAAGACCUCGCUAGAGAAGAGAAAGAAAAUCAGAGAUAAAGAGCAGUAUCAGUCUCUGAUGGAUGUGGGUUGGUGGAGUGAUCAGGCUCUGAUUCUGGCCCGCUGUUCCGGCUCUCUCACCGUCUCCUCUGUCCGAGCUCUCACCAAUCUCCUGGGAAAAUCGUGUGAAUGGUUUGAGCCCUCACCCCGAGUCACAUCGGCUCAUGAUGGCGGGUUCCUCAGCCUGGAGUGUGAGAUUAAACUGGCUCAGAAGCGUUCACGCCUGGAGAGUAGUGCCUCAGGUGAGGAUGACGACGUGGAGGAAGACUCCGAUUCUGACGAGGAAUCAUCCGCGAAGGCUCGUUACUUCGGUUAUGUGAAGCAGGGCCUGUACUACGUGACUGAGAUGGAACGCUUCGCUCCUCCCAGGAAGAGACCACGCACCGUCCUCAAAAACUACAGACUGCUCAGCCUGAGAUCUACCACACCCGAGGAGCUCUACCAGAGGAAGAUUGAUAAUGAGGAAUAUGGGGAAGCUUUGUCUUUGGCUCGUGUCUAUGGACUGGACUCAGAUCUGGUCUAUCAGAGGCAGUGGAGGAAGUCGUCUGUCAGCAUCGCCUCUAUACAGGACUAUCUGAGUAAGAUAAAGAAGCGUUCCUGGGUGCUACAUGAGUGUGUUGAGAGGGUUCCGGAGAACGUGGACGCUGCCAAGGAGCUCUUACAGUACGGCCUGAAAGGAACCGACCUAGAGGCCCUUAUCGCUAUUGGCAACGGAGAGGAUGGAGGCAGGUUCAUCUUACCCGGCGACGUGGACAUCGACGACGCUCCGUAUGAAGAUUUCCAGUCGAUGGAGGAGGAAAUGGAGAGAAAACGAGAGAGAGAAGCAAAAAAAAGACAAGAGCUCCUUAAGAAAGUAGACUUUAGCAAGUUAACACUGGAGCAGAAGGAGCUGUGUAGAAGCAGACUCAAGCUGCUGUGCUAUUUGGACCGACUGGCCACGUAUGAGGAGAUUUUGGGCGGACCCCAUGCAGCAGAGGAGAGGUACGACGCAGAAUUCUUCAAAAAGUUCCGCAGUCAGAAUAUUGUGCUGUCAGCAAGAACCUACGCCAGGGAGAGUAACGUUCAGGCGCUGGAUAUUCUCUUUACUUAUCAUGGCUCUGAGUUGCUCCAGCAUCGACUAGCCAUCCUGUGCAAUUUCCCAGAAACCACCUCUCCACAUGAGUACACAGCGCUGCUGCCCGAGGCCUGUAAGGAUGAGAUGUCCAGUGUGGUGUUUAUUCCCUGGGACGAGCAGAGGCACAGAGAUUUGGACUGGUGCGAAGAUCCGCAGUGCAGGACAGCGGUGGAACCACGCAUGGUGGAUGAUCCUCACUUCCUGUAUGAAGAGCAGCCACAGUUGGAGCGAUUUUGCACCCCGAAUCCAUCCAUCACACUCCUUACUGACUGGUACUUGAGCAGAGCCCAGGAGAUCGAGCACAACUCACGCCAGGUGGACUGUGCUCUGUCUUUGGUGCGUCUGGGAAAAGAGCGGGAAAUCCCCGGGCUGGAGCAGCUGGGUGACGACCUGGUUACCAUGGAGACCCUAGUGUAUGAGACGUCUUGCGACCUGAGUCUCAGUCUGAGGGAGCUGCGGCAGCUUAAUGACAUCGACAAGCUCCGCCUACUCAUGAAAAAUUCAAGUGUGGAAUCCUAUGUGAAGAACGCCUUCCAGUGGAUGGUACCAUUUCUCCACCGCUGUGAGAGUCAGAAGGAGGGAUCGUCUGCUGCUCUCCUCAGAGAAUAUCUGGUGUCCCUCGCUAAGGAGGAUCUGACUCUCCCACUUAAAAUUUUCCAGCAUUCCAAACCAGGCUGUCAGCAGAAGAUCACUGGUGAUCCUGACGAGCUGAUGUCAGUGGCGUUGGAGUGUAUCUACAGCUGUGAACGAGACGACCAGCUCGCUCUCAGCUAUGACAUAUUGGAGUGUCUGCCUCAGAGAGGAUAUGGGCCACAGACUGAAACCACUAAAAUCCUGCACGACCAAGUGGACUCCCUGGAGAAACAUCUCAGUGUUGCUGAGGUACUGGAGAAGCAUGGCCUACAGAAACCAAUUUCGUUCAUUAGAAACAGUCAGAGCAGCAGGGAGGAGGCUCACCAGCUGAUGGUCAAACUCACCCGCCAUACCGGACGCAAAAAUCCUCCGGUCAGUGAGAGUGUGUGGAGAGAUCUACUGCAGGAUCUACUGGACAUGCAGCAGAACGUCUACACCUGCCUGCAGCCUGCCACCUGCCACCAGGUGUUUGUGGAGAGUUUGUUGUGUUCAGGUCGGGAGGAGAACGUGCUCCUGGCUGGUCAGCUGAUGCAGCGCAGCUCUUCAGGCCCGGUUCCCCCAGUUGGCCCUGCGUUCCGUGUUAAAGCAGCCCGUGUGCCCUACGCCCGGAGCGUGGACCUAGCACUGGCCUCCGCCCGCGAGUAUUUCAACUCCUCCGCAACUCUCAGCGACCCCUGCAUCAGCCUGGCACGAUCAUGUCUGCAGCUGAUCACAGACUGCCCUCCUUCAAUCCAAGAAGAAUUAGACCUCAUUAGUGCCCUUUCUCGACUAGAGGACUUUGGGGUUAAAGUCCUGCCUUUACAAGUGCGAUUGCGUGAUGACCGCCUCUCAUUGAUAAAGGAGUGCAUCGCUCAGUGUUCCACUGCCUAUAAACAGUCCACUCUGCUGCUGGAGCUGGCCAGGUUGCUUCGGGUCUCGGGUGGUGAUGAAAGCCAGAGAAAGGGUAAAGUCCUCACGCUGUUGGCCGAACAGGCUCUACACAGUCACGACUACAAAGCCUCCUACAUCCACUGCCAGGACCUGAUGGCAGCAGGCUACAGCCAGGGUUGGGAUGUUUGCUCUCAGCUGGGUCAGUGUGAGAGCUACGCGCGGCUCUCGGCUCGUCAGGAGCUCAUGGCGUUUGCUUUGACCCACUGCCCUCCUGCUAACAUCCAGAGCCUUCUAGCGGCGUCCAGCUCUCUGCAAACACAGAUUCUUUACCAGGCGGUGAACUACAAGAUGGACCCGUCUCAAGCCGCGGGAGCAGGGGACAAUCCAGAUCAGCAGGCUGCUGCUGGAGGUGGAGGUGGAGGGUCAGGGGUUUCUCACCCCUCAGCUCUUCUCCAGAGGACAACCGCUCGCACCAUUGAGGUCCUGACCAGCACCACAAUAAACACUAAGGCUGUACUGAACACCAUCAGUGACUCCCAGUGGUGGAAAGACUCCAUCAGCUACCUCCGCCCAUUGCACGGUCAAGAGUCAGAUUUGCACCGCACUGGAUCGGCCAAUCAGAACGCAGAGCUGGAGAGGCAAGGCUGCAGCUCGUUCUACGAGGAGCUGUUUGAUGAUCCGUACGUCAGCCCGAUGGACGAUGUGUACUCCUCCUAUGACUACGUCCCUCAGGAAGACUUUGCCGAAGUUUUGCUCCGCACCGGAAAAUUAGCUGAGACCAAGAGUGAGGGCCAGCAGCUUUUUCCAGCUACUGAAGUUCUGCUCCAGUUGGCUAGUGAUGCCUUUCCCAGGGACAUGACACUGGCUCUGGCCUAUUUGCUGGCUCUGCCUCAGGUGUUGGAUGCGAACUCGUGUUUUGAGAAGCAGCCCCCCUCAGCUCUGUCUCUACAGCUGGCUGCGUAUUACUACUCUCUCCAGAUCUACUCUCGCCUGGUGCCCUGCUUUAAGGACAAGUGCAGCCCUUUGUACAGGGCUGAUCCGAAGGAGCUGAUUCGUCUUGUGACCAAGCAUGUGACUGACCGCGAAGGUUUUGAUUGGGCAGACAAGGAGCUGGAGGCUCUGAUUGGUCAGCUGCGGCUCUAUAGUGAGCGUCUGACGGAUUUCACUCAGGCCCAGGUGCUGCGGAGUCUCGGCCGAGGAGUGGACGUGCAGCGCUUCAGUAACGACAGCCACUACAAAAAGGAGACCAUCCUCGGGCUGGCUGAGACUUUAGAUGAGAGUGUGUAUGGGAUCUCUCGCUCUUUGGCUCAGCGCUACAGUAUUCCACUGUGGGAGGUGUAUAUGACGCAUCUUGAGUUCCUCUUCACAGACAGCGGCCUCUCCACUAAGGAGAUUGAGACCCGAAGUGAGUCCUUAGGCCUUUUCCAGACCCUGAAGACUGAACCCCAGGCCUUCUACACACACAUGAGCAAGUACGUGUACCCAGGCAUCGCAGGCGUGGACCUGCAGCGUCUGCUCUACUACUACACGCUACUGGAGAGCUGCUCGUGCACCGACUACCUUCCUUCAUCCACCAUGACACCUGACACACACGUCAAACUGCUGAAGAAGUUGAAGGCUGUGGCCAGCGGUCUGGACUAUAAGAAGCUGACGGAUGAAGACUCGGAUCCUCUUAAAGCUCUGGAGCCGGUGCUGAGCAGCCAGAACGUUCUGUCCAUCUCUAAACUGGCGUCUCGGAUUCCUCGGAAGGGAGGCGGAGCUCUCACGCCCAGCGCUGUGCACGCUACAUGGCUUCCCAAGCUCUUCUGGCAAGGCGAUGCUCACAUCCUCAAGAAGUCUCCUCAAUCAGAUCAGGACUUCCUCCAUGCCUACGACACCUGUGCCAAAUACCUCGACCGACUAAUGCCCUUAGAUGCGAUUUACUUCCUGGAUUCCAUCACCUUUUCCCUGGAAGCGACCAAUCAGCUCUCUGUUGAGGUCAGAACCGAGAUCACCAGACGGGCUCUAAAGGCUCUGAAGAUGAUCAGUGAAAAGAGCAGAAAAAGGGGCGGAGAUAACGGGGCUGAUGACCACGCCUUUGAUUUUAGCCACGCCCUCACUCACCUGCAGCAGUCUCUCAACCAUCUGGAGACUCUCAGCCAGCCUUUCCCACUGUCACUCAGAAACAACCAGGAGGAGCGCCUGCAAGACUACGGUAGAGCCUUUGACCUCUCCAGGUCAGAGGAGGUCAGAGUUCACCAGCUGGCUGUUACUAUGGCACUGGAUGGACAGCCAUUAGAGCAGAUUGAGAAGUUGCUGUCAGUCGCCGUGGGGACGAGCAGCCUAUCAGUGCACAGCGUGGUGCAGGACGCAGUGGCGCGCAUCAUCUCCGCACUCAGCGGUGACGAGGCCGUCCUGAAGGAUUACGCAGACCCGCCGAAAGUUCUGGAAGGCAUCGUGAAGUCAGUGCAAGAGGAUGUUCAAGGCGGGGGACAUGCGGUGUCAUCGGAGGACCUGUUGGCAUGGUUACGGCCAUUCUGUGGGGAUGACUCAAAGCCCGUGCGAGUACGGAUUGAGGUGCUGCAGAUUCUGGAACAUUCAUUCAGCCUCAGUGAGCAGGACGUCCGUCUCCUGGUGCUGUUCAGGAGCCAAGCAGUGCUCAAAGCCUGCUGGCCCAGCCGUGAGUGUAACAUGAAGGAUAUUGAGGAUGAGACUCAGCGUUACUCUCUCUUCCUGGAGCUGCUGGAGUUGAGUCAAAAGUGGGAGGAGUUUCAGCACCUCAUGCUCCUCCUACAGGCGUGGCCACCUGUGACUGACAAGAGCAGACUGGAGUCAGAGCAGAACCCAUGGGUGUGUGUGACAUCAGCCGUGCUCACACACUGCUCUACAGGGUUGAACAUCAGCGUUGGACGUGAGAUUCUCGCCAUGUGCCGCUCACUAUACACGACCAAGCACAGACUGAAUCCUCAGUGCAUUGGACACAUCUCUUCUCUGCUGCUGAAGAGUGGACUCAAACUAGCAGCGUUAAAGCUGAUGGCUGAGAGCAAAGACGAGCAGCUUCUUGCUCUGACUCUGGAUCAAAUCAAAAGCAUCACCUCUGUGAGUGAGGAGUGUUGUGACUCGGAGCUGUUGACUCUGUUGCUGGACGCGGGUGUGUUGGUGCAGUGUGUGAACUCGGCUCUGUAUCCGCUGCUCGUCUCCCACAUGCUGUCUCAGGGUUCGUGGGAUGUGGACGCCGCUGCGCACCAGCUUCAGCAGGCCGGACACCGCGCCCAGGCCGGCUCCCUGCUGCUCGCCCACCGCGGGGCCCACCCGGCCCUCGCCACCUUCAACAGCGCCCUCUCUGUCCUGCGCAAGUGGAUCUGAGAAACGCACACACAUGCACGCACACACACUCACGCACAACACCUGGCCUUCCAUCUAGUAAAAGUUUUCUUCCUCUUCUUCUUCUUCUUCUUAUCAUUAUCAUUAUCAUUAUUAUUAGUAGUAGUAGUAUUAGUGUUUAUCAGAGGAUAAAGAGGCUUGGAAAGGAUUAAAAACAAGAUUAAAUGACACACAAAUUAAUGAGUUGUAUUAAGAAACCAGCGAUUAAUUAAAGAUUAAACGAUCUUCCAAAGACUCAGCUGAGGCCAUUAAAACUUUAUAAAGGCCACAGUUUUGCAUUAUUUACCUGCUCAGAGCUGAAGUCUUCUGAACUCUUAGAGGUGCAGAGUGAGGAACCAGGGAUGAUGAUCUAUCCCUCCAUUCAUCCUUCCAUCCAUCCAUCCAUUCAUCCAUUUUUCCCUCUCUCUGUUCCCAUUUUCCUCCCUCUUUCCCUCCCCUUCCCUCCAUUCAUCCAUCUUUAUCAUGUUUCAUCCUUUUCUUCUGUGUGGCUUCAGUCACUCCUCUUUCAUUCAUUUCCUCUUUUUCUCUCCCCUUCCUUUCAUUAAUCUGCUUUUCCUUUAUUUACUUUUUUCCUGUCUCCUUUCAUUCAAGUCUCCUUCUGUCUCUCUUUCCCCCCAUCUUUCUUUUUACUUCCUUCCAUUCUCCCAUCAUUCCUAGUGUUCUUCUUUCCUUCCUGUCUCUCUGUUCUCUUUCCCCUUUUCCUCUCCCCUUCCUUCCAUUAAGCCACCUUUCCUUUUUUCUUCUUCCUUUCCUUCCAUUAAGCCACCUUUCCCUGUUAUUUACUCUGUCUCCGUUCACUUUGCUCUCCUUCUGUCUCCCUCUUUCUUUCUACUUCCUUCCAUUGUUCCCUUCUGUCUCCCUUCCUCCAUCUCUCACUUCUUUUCCUCUAUUUCUCUCCUCCCUUCUGUUCCACCACUCUUCCAUCCAUCCACCAGCCCUCUCUCUCUCUCUCUCUCUCUCUCUCUCUCUCUGACACUGUUUGACGUGAGGGUAAUCACAUUACUCAGGCUGUUUAGCCACGCUAACCCGCUCUAAUGCUCAUUACAGCACACAGUUCUAAUUGAAAACGCGACCCACGUGCCAAGCAUGUUUCUCUUUCAGUGCUACGUGUCAUCUAUUCAUUCUUUUUUUUUCUUGGGUGGAUAUUAAUUAUAUUGUACACAGGACACAUGAGACCCCCAGGCAGUUGCAUGUUGCUUUAUUGUCGAAGCAGUCUCACACACACACACACACGUGCGUGUCGUGGAGUUGACCAGCGGUGACAGAUAGCAUUUGCUUCAGAUGUCUUUUUUGAUUUAUUAACCAGCGUAGCAGAGCUGUGUUCCAGUCCAGACUGACCCACACACUGUUGUGUGUUUUUUUUCCUUUACAGAUUGUAGCUCUCAAUAAUAUAUCAGUGAAUAAAGAAUUAAAAAAUUGAA
Pangasianodon hypophthalmus (striped catfish) is the source of this 8666-nucleotide messenger RNA. RefSeq names its product NBAS subunit of NRZ tethering complex (gene nbas). Gene Ontology annotation, cellular component: endoplasmic reticulum membrane; Dsl1/NZR complex. Bases 145 to 7227 code for a protein of 2360 amino acids. The transcript has 52 exons. Gene Ontology annotation, molecular function: SNARE binding. The record is from RefSeq and is a predicted model, not a curated record. Lineage: Eukaryota; Metazoa; Chordata; Actinopteri; Siluriformes; Pangasiidae. Gene Ontology annotation, biological process: retrograde vesicle-mediated transport, Golgi to endoplasmic reticulum.